Molecule: messenger RNA, 2888 nt
Organism: Pelobates fuscus (common spadefoot toad)
Lineage: Eukaryota; Metazoa; Chordata; Amphibia; Anura; Pelobatidae
Gene: CFAP184
Product: cilia and flagella associated protein 184
Exons: 1
Coding region: 483-2174 (563 amino acids)
Biological process (GO): cilium assembly
Cellular component (GO): ciliary basal body; axoneme
Source: RefSeq, a predicted model, not a curated record
CUCGGCUUCGGGCCCCCACAGGGCGAAGCGGCCGCCAUCCACCAGCUGGUAUCCGUGCCACCGCCGGUGAUUGCCGAUCUCCGCCCCCGCCGAGAAGCAGUCGGUGCAGAGUUCGAUGUCCUGGCACUCGGUGCAGCGGAGCCGCAGGCUGGUCACGUCGGCCAGGCAGUAAACGCAAUAUUUCUUCCCCAGGUCCGCCAUAUUGGCCGCCGAGCUGUUUGUCGGACUCAGCGGGCAGGCUCCGCCCACCACUUCCGGCUCCUCUAGCUGUCGGCGCCGCGCUUGCGCUCUGCCCGCUCGUCCACCAUUGGCUCGUGCGCUGCGGCUUCGCUCUGAUUGGAUGGAUUGGGAGAGUGACGUGACCGUGCGACCAAUCCGAAAGGAAGCCAUUCCCAGCGGGACCGCCCUCCACUCCGAACGCCGUAUCCAUGGAAACCGCCGGGAAGCACAACUACACAGUGCUGGAGUCCAACUGAGUUAUCAUGUCCUCCUCCCCUGUUACUGAGCUGAAACCGGGCUCCCCGGACACCCAGGGCAAGAAUGGGGAUCCAGGACCCUCAACACCUGAGGGCAAGAAUGGGAAUCCAGGACCCUCAACACCUGAGAACAAGAAUGGGAAUCCAGGACCCUCAACACCUGAGGGCAAGAAUGGGGAUCCAGGACCCUCAACACCUGGACCCAAGACCCCUGAGGGUAAGAGUGGGGAUUUAGAACCCUCAGCCCCAGAGGGCGAGAAUGGACAACCAGGACCCAAGACCCCAGACUUACAGAAGGUGAAAGACAGCGCAGAAGAACAUGGGCAGGAAAAUGAAAGUGUUCAGAUAUCAUCCCCUGGAGAAGGCGAUGAGAAGUCACCUGGACAAGACUUUGGGGAAGAGGUUUCUCCUGAAGAAGAUCGUCAGGGGUCAUCUGGGGAGGAAGGGGGUCAGGAGGUCUCUCCUGGAGAAGGCGGCGAUGAGGAUCUGGAAACAGAAGCAGAAGAAGUUCCUGGGGGUUAUCCUAAGGGUGGAAGUAGAAGUACCCCAGUACUUACAGCCAGGACUGAAGACGAUGAACCUGAAAUGUAUGAAACAGCCACACCAGAAGCAGAUAAGGACCUCAUGACUUAUCAAGAAGAAGAAGAAGUUGAAGAUGGCAGUGAGUUGAAACCACUGGAUGGUGACUCUGACAAAGAUGGCGAUGAGGAAGAAAUCAGAGAAAGUCUCAUUAGGCAGUAUCAAGCCCUAGUUUCAGAGAGGGAAAAGAUCCAGCAUCAAAAUGCACAACUUCAAAAUAAGCUUUAUGAGUAUUUUCGACGCAAAAAGGGCGAAGAUACACAAAUCGAAAUGGACAAGCAUGUCCCUGACCAGGAACAGCGUUACCUGAAGUAUCUGUCCACUUUAGAGGCGACAAGGAAGCAGUACUUAUUAGAUGCUGCCUCCCACCAGCAUCAAAUCGAACAGUUGAGGUCUCAGUGCCAAGAAGUUGUUAGUCGUGUAGACAAAGAAUGGGCAUCUUUCCAAGAGCACAAAAGGGCAAUAGCCCUGUACGGCCCUAAUCGUGUUGGGAAACAAGUCUCACCUGACCUAAUUCAAGAGGUGGAACAACUACAGGCUAAAGAAGACCGCAAGGAGAAAGAGGUCAUACAAGUGCGCUUGGAGAACAUAAAGUUGAAAAAUAAGAUCAACCAAUUUGAAUCCAUCUUGAGAUCCAAAGAGGAGUUGUCCGAAGGCCUGCACCUUAUUGACUUUGAGCAGCUAAAGAUUGAAAAUCAAACAUAUAACGAGAAGAUUGAGGAGAGAAACGAGGAACUAUUGAAGCUCAGAAAAAAGAUAACCAACACAGUGCAAGUGCUAACCCAUGUCAAAGAAAAACUACAGUUUGUACAAGCGGAAAAUCAAGAACAGAGGGACAGACUGAUGCAAGUGGAUGUAUUGGUGGCACAGAAAAGGGAUAUUUUGACCAAAACCAAGCAGGCCAGAGAUAGUUUAAGAAUAGACAACCUGAAACUCAAACAACAGUGUGGGCUGCUAGGCAACAAGACACUUCUCAGAGAUUUUGAAGACAAAGUAGAUGCCAUUGAUGAGCUGCAAAAAAAGCUGGAAAGUCUAAAGCGUCGCCAUGCUGAGCUCACUCUAUCCAGUAAAGGGAUGGUGAAGAAAAUAGAGGUGGCUAAAUCAUCAAUACUUGAUUAAAAAAAACAAAAGGUGUUCAAAGGAGUUUAUUCACUGAACUCUGAAUCGUAGCUAAAUUAAAUCCAAAUGGCCAAAUGUAGGCAAAAAUAGCUGAUCUGGAGUGCAGGUUCAUAUGUAUUAACAGGGUGAUGCAUGUGAUUGCAGAACUUUCUGUUGUUUUUAGUAGAUUUUUGAUAAGACUUGUGUGAUCGUAAAAAAUACACGUUUAUAUUGUAUGUAUGUCACAAAUUCUCUUUCCAACACCAAACCAGAAAUGCUACUUGCUCACUAUUCAAAAUCUUAAUUGCCAUUUUACUAACAGGUUUUUGUACCUUUGUAAUGGCCAUUGAAGUGGUACCCCAAACCACUGUUAUUUAAAUGACUUUUUAGCGCGCAUUUUAGUUUUUUCUUAUUUAAAUGUCUAGACUGAUGAAUAUUAUAGUCGUUGCUCCUGAGAGUGUGAGUGCAAGGCUAACGUAUGUGUUUUUCUUUGUACCUUAACCGUGCACUUGGUUAUCAUUUUACACUCUGUACAGGUGUUAGCUGUUUUGGUAAUGGGUUCCCCAUGGUGCUUAGCCAGCUCCAUGGCUCUCUGAGCAUCAUGAGAAAUCGAAUAAAGAAAUAGGUGGGAUGCCCAUGUUAGCAAUGCCUUGUUUAGAAUACACUUAUAAGAAUGCUAUGCACUUGUACUUAUUUGAACAAUAUAUAAUGUCCUGGAUAAGACAGUACCUGUGA